UUUAAAGGCCGGAACUGGCCCUGAGGCACUGGCGGCCCUGGGCGGUCCCAAGAAUCGCGCAGGACCCGGCUCCCCUCGCCCGAGCUGCCGGGGGGCACCAUGGGCCGCUACCGCAUCCGCGUGGCCACCGGGGCCUGGCUCUUCUCCGGGUCGCACAACCGCGUGCAGCUGUGGCUGGUCGGGGCGCGCGGGGAGGCGGAGCUGGAGCUGCAGCUGCGGCCGGUGCGGGGAGAGGAGGAGGAAUUUGAUCUUGACGUUCCCGAGGACUUGGGACCCCUGCAGUUCGUGAAGUUGCGCAAACACCACUCGCUGGUGGACGACGCGUGGUUCUGCGACCGCAUCACGGUGCAGCGACCCAGAGCCUGCGCGGAGGAGGCCUUCCCGUGCUACCGCUGGGUGCGGGGCGAGGGCGUCCUGAGCCUGCCCGAGGGCACCGCCCGCCUGGCAGGAGACAAUGCCUUGGAUGUGUUCCAGAAGCAUCGAGAGAAGGAACUAAAGGAAAGACAACACAUCUACUGCUGGGCCACCUGGAAGGAAGGGUUACCCCUGACCAUAGCUGCAGACUGUGAGGAUGACCUACCUCCAAAUAUGAGAUUCCAUGAGGAGAAGAGGCGGGACUUUGAAUGGACACUGAAGGCAGGGGCCCUGGAGAUGGUCCUCAAACGUGUUUACACCCUCCUGAGCUCCUGGAACCACCUAGAAGACUUUGAUCAGAUCUUCUGGGGCCAGAAGAGUACCCUGGCUGAGAAGGUUCACCAGCGCUGGCAGGACGAUGAGCUUUUUGGCUACCAGUUUCUCAAUGGCGCCAACCCCAUGCUGUUGAGACGCUCCACCUCUCUGCCCUCCAGGCUAGUGCUGCCCUCAGGGACAGAGGAACUUCGGGCCCAGCUGGAGAAAGAACUCCAGAACGGUUCCCUGUUUGAGGCUGACUUCAUCCUGCUGGAUGGAAUCCCAGCCAACGUGAUCCGAGGAGAGCAGCAGUACCUGGCUGCCCCCCUCGUCAUGCUGAAGAUGGAGCCCAGUGGGAAGCUGCUGCCCUUGGUCAUCCAGAUUCAGCCUCCCAACCCUAGCUCCCAAAGCCCAACACUGUUCCUGCCCUCAGAUCCCCCGCUUGCCUGGCUCCUGGCAAAGUCCUGGGUCCGAAAUUCAGAUUUCCAACUGCACCAGCUCCAGUAUCAUUUACUGAACACUCAUCUGGUGGCUGAAGUCAUCGCUGUCGCCACCAUGAGGUGCCUCCCAGGACUGCACCCUGUCUUCAAGCUCCUGAUCCCCCAUAUCCGCUACACCAUGGAAAUUAAUACCCGGGCGCGGACCCGACUCAUUUCAGAUGGAGGAAUAUUUGAUAAGGCAGUGAGCACAGGUGGAGGGGGCCACGUGCAGCUGCUCCGUCGGGCAAUGGCUCAGCUGACCUACUGCUCCCUCUGUCCUCCUGACGACCUGGCUGACCGGGGCCUGCUGGGAAUCCCAAGUGCUUACUAUGCCCACGAUGCUUCACGGCUCUGGAAGAUCACUGCCCGGUUCCUCCCCAGAUACAAUAGAAGCAGCUGGGCAGAUGCCACAGAGAGAGGAGCAGAGGUCAGAGGCUGGAGCCUUCUACUCUCAGAGAGCUCAGCUCCUUCUCCUCUGGGCAGGUACGUGGAGGGGAUCGUCCACCUCUUCUACCAAAAAGAUGAUGUCGUGAGGGGGGACCCUGAGCUGCAGGCCUGGUGUCGGGAGAUCACAGAGGUGGGGCUGCGCCAGGCCCAAGACCGAGGUUUCCCUAUCUCCUUCCAGUCCCGGGCUCAACUCUGCCAUUUCCUUACCAUGUGUGUCUUCAUAUGCACUGCCCAGCAUGGGGCCAUCAACCAGGGCCAGCUGGACUGGUAUGCCUGGGUCCCUAAUGCCCCAUGCACAAUGCGGAUGCCCCCACCCACCACCAAGGAAGAUGUGACAAUGGCCACAGUGAUGGGGUCACUACCCGAUAUCCGGCAGGCCUGUCUUCAAAUGACCAUCACAUGGCACCUGGGUCGCCGCCAGCCAGACAUGGUACCUCUGGGGCAUCACAGAGAAAAAUAUUUCUCAGGCCCCAAGCCCAAAGCUGUGCUAAAGCAAUUCCAAACAGAUUUGGAAAACCUGGAAAAGGAGAUUAAAGCCCGGAAUGAGCAACUUGACCUGCCUUAUGAAUACCUGAAGCCCAGCCGCAUAGAGAACAGUAUCACUAUCUGAGCCCUAAGGUGCUCAGAUGGAAGACUUCACAUCAGCUUUAGGACUGACAUUUCCAUCUUGAAUUUCAUGCUUGCCUAAGUCUCUGCUGCUAAGGCUCUAUAUCCUCCCCCAUCAGUAUCCCACUAGCUUAGGAAGCAGUAAACUUCUUCUGCAAAGGUCAGAUAAUAUUAAUAUUUUAGGCUUCAUAGGCCACAGUCUCUGUCACAACUACUCACUUGUCCCAUGGUAGCAUGAAGGCAGCCAUAGGCAACAUAUAAACAAAUGAGUGCAACUGUGUUCCAAUAAAGUUUUAUCUAUA
This is a messenger RNA of Lemur catta (Ring-tailed lemur), 2503 nucleotides long. RefSeq names its product arachidonate 12-lipoxygenase, 12S type (gene ALOX12). The record is from RefSeq and is a predicted model, not a curated record. The coding region runs from base 100 to 2205 and encodes 701 amino acids. Gene Ontology annotation, biological process: lipid oxidation; linoleic acid metabolic process. Gene Ontology annotation, cellular component: cytosol; sarcolemma. NCBI's taxonomy places the organism in Eukaryota, Metazoa, Chordata, Mammalia, Primates, Lemuridae. The transcript has 14 exons. Gene Ontology annotation, molecular function: arachidonate 12(S)-lipoxygenase activity; protein binding; iron ion binding.